CCUCCUCUUUAUAGUGAAGAUUCAAAGGUUUGAGAAAUUGUUUACUGUAAAAAAAAAACAUUCUCACCAAAAACCACAAACAAAAAAUAAACCACAAAAAAAAAAUCAUAACAAAACAAACAACAGCAACAUCAUCAAGACGAUCAUCACCAGUAUCAUCCAACCAUACACCAGCAUUACCAUUCAAUACCAUCCAGAUCGUUGUUCAUAUAAGGGAAGGUUAUUAUAAUAGUGCAUUGGGUUUUGAUUGAUUAAGAUCCAUCUUCAAUUGGGAAAACAUUUAGCCUCACAGAUUUAUAGUGUCCAUUAUAUAAUAGAUUUGAUUCAAAUAUGAGGUCAUUCAAGCCAAAGUCCAUCACUGAUGAGAAUGUAACCAAAAACACCACCACUAGAGUGAAACCAACCACAUCAACAUCAUCUUCAUCAUCUACAUUAUUGAAUCUUAGUGGUCCUGCUCCUAUCAAAUCUAAAUCAAUUGAUCAUCAACGUCCUUCAAGCGGUACUUAUCAACGUGAAGUAUUAGGUGAAUUAAAUCAUAAUACCUUGAACAAUAACAUUAACAAUACAUCUAAGGUUAAACUGGUAACACCUCAAGUUGGUACAAGUUCCACUGCAUCAAGAAUUCAAAUAUAUAAACAAUAUCAUCAACAAUUCAAAAAACCAAGAUUAGAAAAGAUCAGAAAGAAUCAACAACUGCAAACACAACCAUCAAAUAUUGAUCUUGAUGCUGAUGUGACGGAUUAUGAUGAAAAUGAAGAAGAAGAGGAUAACGAAGAUGCAGAUAAAGAAAAUAAAUAUUUCAUUGAAGAAGAGGAUGAUGAUGAAGAAUUGGAUUUAUUAUUAAUAAAUGAAAAUGAAGGUAAAGAAACUUCUACAGCUGGACACAAACAUGACAUACCUCAUCAAAUAGAGCAUCCUUCUUCAUUGGUUGAACAUUCAGAUGAUAUUCCUCAUCAUUUUGAUAAAUUAAAUGAAGAAGAUGAAAUAGUGGAUCUUCUGCAAGAUGAUGACGAAGAUGAUGUUGAAGAAGAAGAAGAAAGACAACAACAACAACAACAAAUACGUAAUACACAUAUCCCAAUGGAACCAAUAUGGAAUGCCCGUAUUUCACAAGAAUUACAUACUAUAAUGAGAAAAUUUGCUCAUACCGUAUUGGAUGAAAAUGAUGAAGAUACUUUUGAUGUUACUAUGGUAGCUGAAUAUUCUCCUGAAAUAUUUAAUUAUUUAAGAGAAUUGGAGAAUAAGUUAUCUCCAGAUCCAAUGUAUAUGGAAAAUCAAGAUGAAUUAAAAUGGGAAAUGAGAAGUGUUUUAAUUGAUUGGGUGGUUCAAGUUCAUAAUAGAUUUAAUUUAUUACCAGAGACGUUAUAUUUAACUGUUAAUUAUAUUGAUAGAUUUUUAUCUAAACGAAAAGUUUCAUUAUCAAGAUUUCAAUUGGUUGGAGCUGUUGCAUUAUUUAUAGCUGCUAAAUAUGAAGAAAUCAAUUGUCCAACUGUUCAAGAAGUGGCAUAUAUGGCUGAUAAUGCUUAUUCCAUAGAAGAUUUCUUAAAAGCAGAAAGAUUCAUGAUUGAUGUAUUAGAAUUUGAUAUGGGAUGGCCUGGUCCAAUGUCAUUUUUAAGAAGAACUUCCAAAGCUGAUGAUUAUGAUUAUGAAACUAGAACUUUAGCCAAAUAUUUCUUAGAAAUUACCAUCAUGGAUUCCAAAUUCGUUGCAUCACCACCAUCUUGGUUAGCUGCUGGAUCUCAUUAUUUAUCAAGAAAACUCUUGAAUAGAGGUGAUUGGACUGAAGCACAUAUAUUCUAUAGUGGAUAUACUGAAAUACAGUUAAAACCAUUAGCUGAAAUAUUAUUAGAAAGUUGUCGAGAUGCUGAAACUCAUCAUAAGGCAAUUUUUGAAAAAUAUCAAGAAAGAAGGUAUAGAAGAAGUUCAACCUUUGUUCAAGAAUAUUUUACAUCCUUACAAGAAGAUUAACUUCUUUUAAAAAUUUAUUCCUAGCAUAAAUAGGUCACUGCAUAUCAUAUCAUAUCAUAUCAUUUAUUUGUACAUUACUAUCAUAAACUUUGAAAUGGGAAUAAAAAAAGUAUUAGAUUGAAUAUUACAACAAUCCAUCAUGUUUGUAUAUUUAUCACUUUCAUUCUUAACAUUGUUAUUUUCCAUUUUUCAAAGUUUCAAAAUUCAUAUUCCGUUUCAUUUUUUAAUAUUAUUUUAUUUUAGUUUAAGUUUAAUUUCCAGUUUAAUUUUCAUUUUGAUUGUCAUUCUGACCUUUAUUAUGAUACAGUCAUAUUAUUAAAUUAUAUUGAUUAUCAUUUAAAACCAUCAUCGUAUUGCAUUCAGUUUUUUCA
Scheffersomyces coipomensis is the source of this 2339-nucleotide messenger RNA. It is a transcript of the gene CLB4, whose product is annotated as B-type cyclin. Gene Ontology annotation, cellular component: spindle pole body; cytoplasm; cyclin-dependent protein kinase holoenzyme complex. The transcript has a single exon. Bases 331 to 1968 code for a protein of 545 amino acids. The record is from RefSeq and is a predicted model, not a curated record. Gene Ontology annotation, biological process: regulation of cyclin-dependent protein serine/threonine kinase activity; mitotic cell cycle phase transition. NCBI's taxonomy places the organism in Eukaryota, Fungi, Ascomycota, Pichiomycetes, Serinales, Debaryomycetaceae. Gene Ontology annotation, molecular function: cyclin-dependent protein serine/threonine kinase regulator activity.